UCUGUCUGCUACCGCGUAUACACACACGGUGAGUGCGCGCGUGCAUGUAACUCCAACACGCCCGUUUGGAUAUCAUAACGCCCAUAGUAUUUUAAUCGCGGAUCGUUCAUUAUAUAGCCGGCGUACACUUAUAAUAUAUAAAUAGCAAAGAAAACCACACACAGACACAAUCAAAAUGAGGAUAGGCAUAUACUUUCUUCUGCUGUCGGGAGUGCUGCUGGCGGUGCUCGCGGCGCCGGCCACGAAAAAUGAGCUCAGCGACGAACUCAGCCCCCUGAACGAGGUUUCUCCUUCACAGAGCGAAGACGAUAGCGGCGCUACCAACGUCAGAACCAAGAGGAAAAUCGGCGCCAUCAAGCUCGGAGCCGCCAACGGACUCAUGAACUUUGUUUUCGGGAAAAUCGACGCUCUGCUUGACGCCGGCACCAAGUCGCUGUCGACCCUCGACGACAGCAACAAAGCCAAGAAUCUCAUCUACGAGAUCGAUCCCGACAAGUCCGCCACCAGCGAGUUCAUCAGCAAGUUCCUCGCCCAGAAAGCGCGAGCCUCCGCGGGUGGCAUCGGGCCCCUGAUCAACGCGGGCUCGACCUUCCUGUCGAGCGCCAAGCAGGGUAUCUUCGGCGCGGUGGCCUCGAAAUUCGCCCCAUUGAGCUCGCUGUCCGGUGGCUUGUCCAGUGGUGUUCUUGGCUCGUCUUCCGGUGGCGGCGAGGACGGCGAAAACGGCGGCGGUGGCAGCAACAGCGGCAGCUUCCUGACCGGUAUCGUCGGCAGCCUCAGCGGCGGUAGCGGCGGCGGCAACGGUGGUGGCGGUCUCGCCAGUCUCAGCAGUCUCAGUGGAAAUCUCAGCGGUAACGGCGGCGACGCCGCGACCGACGACGAGGAGGUCGACUUCCCGACCAUACCCGAGGACGACGCGAGCAGCAGCAACGAUUCGGGAUAUCCAGCGGCCGGUGCCGGGGUAGGAAAAAAAGCAAAAUUUAAACCUCGAAAAACUCAAAAAGUUCAGAAAGCACGUGCCAAACCAACGACUACCACGGAAAAGAUUCCAGAAUUUGACAGGGAAAAGGUAUCACUCGAUCUUCCACCAGAACUUUUUGGCCAAGGAUUCGGAAUCGUGACUGAUAUCAGUAAAAUUGUCGGUAGCGUAAUCAUGAAUUCAGCUAAAAGAACGGCGACUAUCUUAGAAUUAUUUAAGCCAUUUUUCAGAGGGAUCUUCACCAUAAGCGGUCUUCCGUCCGACCAAAAAAAUACACAAGUUAAAGAUUCGAAGAAAAGCAAAUUACGAAGAUAAUUUCUAACUAUAAUUAACAAUUUUAACUAAUUGACGCAAUAUUACUAUAAGUAUUGAAAAUAACCUAAGGCCAUUUAGAAAUUACAUUAUGAAAACUAACGAAUAAGAGUCACAAAUCUUAUUCUAAGAUCUUCGCGAUGUUAGAACCGAAGCAGAAUUAAAUGUGCCAAAGCAUAAAUUAUUCAUGUAAAAAAUUUGUUCGUAUCUACUCGAUUAACAUGGGUAAUUUUUGUAAUCGAUUGUAAAUUAUUGUAUAGGUGUAGGUAUUAAAACGAGUAUGUGAUUGCAUUUAUGUGAAGUUCAAAUUUUUGUACGACGUAGUAGCUGUCUUGAGUAUUAUUGUUACUUUGAUACGUGUGUAUUACUCGAGUUCAAUGUGUAUUCGUUUUAAGAAAAGAAUUCGCAAGAUAAUAAAAUAAUAACAUUUUGAUGCAUUAUGUGUCCGGAGUUCGAUUGCCGCUUUGUUAAUAUCCGUGUCUUUUUUUAGAAACGAUAAAUGGGAAUUUGACCGAUUUUUACUGAUAGUACUGAAUAUAAUAUAUUGAUAUCACGAUAAU
Molecule: messenger RNA, 1848 nt
Organism: Trichogramma pretiosum
Lineage: Eukaryota; Metazoa; Arthropoda; Insecta; Hymenoptera; Trichogrammatidae
Product: keratin, type I cytoskeletal 10-like
Exons: 7
Coding region: 176-1291 (371 amino acids)
Source: RefSeq, a predicted model, not a curated record